AUGACUUGCAACGACUUCAAACGCUACCUGUUCAACGCCCCCACUGACAGCAUGGGAGAUCGGAAUCUGCUUCAAGAUGCCUUCGCAGCAUUGCCAUCACAGACCAACGUGGAUUUUAUGGGAGUUACGCAAGCUCUCAACUCCGGAGCAAAGAAUAUGAAGAAGCUGAAUGUCAAAGGCCUAUUUGACAAGGCGAUUGGAAACCUUAGGAAAAAGAUCGACUUGCUCUACAGCAUUCAAAUGGGGCUUCGAGAAACGAUUCGCGAAGUCGAAGUACCGAGUAAUGAACGUUAA
Messenger RNA from Colletotrichum spaethianum, 294 nucleotides. RefSeq lists its product as uncharacterized. The transcript has 3 exons. The record is from RefSeq and is a predicted model, not a curated record. Bases 1 to 294 code for a protein of 97 amino acids. Lineage: Eukaryota; Fungi; Ascomycota; Sordariomycetes; Glomerellales; Glomerellaceae.